Molecule: messenger RNA, 1014 nt
Organism: Beauveria bassiana ARSEF 2860
Lineage: Eukaryota; Fungi; Ascomycota; Sordariomycetes; Hypocreales; Cordycipitaceae
Exons: 2
Coding region: 1-1014 (337 amino acids)
Source: RefSeq, a predicted model, not a curated record
AUGAAAUCAGGUCAUGGAACAACCGCGCGCCAACAGUACUCAAUCGCGAUCGCAACAAGUAUGAGGCUGUCACUUGUGUUAGCCUUUUGUACGGCCCUUGCUGCUUCUAAGCCACUUGGAGCACGACAGGACUCUUUGAAGAAGCCCUUUCUACACUCUGAUCUUGUAUAUAGCCCUCGCAACUGCGGAGUUUCGCAGAUGAUAAAGUCCCCGAAAAGCCGGUCAGAGGCCUGCGCUGGCACUGUCAAAUACUGCCGUGAAGGAUUCUUCCGCGAUUUUGGUGAGACUUUCAGCAACGAGGCGGAGUGUCUGGAGUCCCGCGAUCCGCCUUCACUGAGGCCGUUCAAGCCGGGCAGGCAGACUAACAAGGCCUGCGUCGUUAGACCAGGCAACCGCCGCAAGGCGCAGUCUGAGGACUGCGUCGGCACAUCUCAAUACUGUAGCCAAGGGUUCUUCAGAGGAUUUAGCGAAGACUUUGCCAAUGAAGAGGAGUGUCUGAAGUCCCGGGAUCCGGCACCUGCAGCUGCCCCGCCAGUAGUUGAGCCCGAGCCGGCAGCAACCACGUCAGCAACCACGCCAGCAUCAAACAGUCCGGCAUCAGCACCACCUUCUUCUGCAGGCUUAUCCAAGAAGCCGUUUAAGCUGCGCAAGAGUACUAAGGCUAUGUGCGGCUUUAUGAUAGGGGACUCCAGAGGGCAUUCUGAGGCCUGCCUUGGCACAGUCCUAUACUGCCGCGACGAAUCUUUCCGGCACUUUGGCGAGAACUUUAGCAAUGAGGAGGAAUGCCUGCAGUCCCGAGACCCAGCUCCAGAUUCAUCCAAGAAGCCGUUUAAGCUGCGCAAGAGUAAUCCUACUAGGUGCGGCUUUUUUAUAGGGGACUCCAGAGGGCAUUCUGAGGCCUGCCUGGGCACAGUCCUAUACUGCCGCGACGAAUAUUUCCGGGAAUUUGGCGAGAACUUUAACAGCGAAGAGCAGUGUCUUCAAUCCAGAGACCCGGCCCCGUCGACGCUGUAG